Molecule: messenger RNA, 1688 nt
Organism: Balaenoptera ricei (Rice's whale)
Lineage: Eukaryota; Metazoa; Chordata; Mammalia; Artiodactyla; Balaenopteridae
Gene: RTN4IP1
Product: reticulon 4 interacting protein 1
Exons: 14
Coding region: 779-1669 (296 amino acids)
Cellular component (GO): mitochondrion
Molecular function (GO): oxidoreductase activity; zinc ion binding
Source: RefSeq, a predicted model, not a curated record
GGCAGGUGCUGAACCUUCUCUGGGAACCUGCCCCACGCACCCCGCACCCCUCAACAUAGUUGCUGGUGCCUCUCCUCACUUUUUCUGUAUCCUCCUACUUGGAAAAACUUGAUCUGGUUGCCAUGGAGACCAGCCACUGACUUCAGAGUGCCUGUUUAUUAAAGAUGAAAGUAAUGCAUGCCUGGCUGAUCUGAGCAGCUGUCAGAGAGAGAUUCGGCUGUUAGCAAAGAAAGUCACUAAUUUCGAGGCAUAAUCACUCAAGAGGGAGACGGCCCCCCUUCAUCUUCCAAGUGGAGCUGAGCACUGUGGGAGUUACGGAUAGCACGUGAAGGAAACUAAUCAGGAAAUCACCAUCCAGAAGUGGUUAUAGUCCCCAAAAUGUGAAGGACCACCUGCAUUAGAAGCACUUGUUUUAGGGUCCCAGGAGUCUACAUUUCAAACAAGAGACCCAGAGAACACGGAGGACCUCCCGAGGACUGCAGAGUAAAGAGUGCACGGGUCCCAGCGCGAUAAAGGGCAGUGCUGCGAUAUGGUGAGAACGCAGAUAAGGGGAUGAUGCGGAUUCGGACUGUGGCGUUGGGCGUCUCCCAGGCAGUCUUACCUGAAGACACUCUUUCCUCCCUUCACCUCAUAAUUCGUGUCUGAAUGCCACUUCCUGGACCCUGAGCCAGGCUCAGCCUCUGAGGGAGAGAGGACCUAACCAAACUGACCUAACUCCGGACCCCAAAAGGCCUCCUGGUGCCUCGAGAAAGGUGGCUAUGGAGCUACAGCUUUAAAUAUGAAACGUGACCCUUUACAUAUUAAAAUCAAAGGAGAAGAAUUUCCCCUGACUCUGGGCCGGGAUGUGUCUGGUGUGGUGAUGGAGUGUGGACUUGAUGUGAGGUACUUCAAGCCUGGCGAUGAGGUCUGGGCUGCAGUUCCUCCCUGGAAACAAGGCACUCUCUCAGAGUUUGUUGUAGUCAGUGGGAAUGAGGUCUCUCACAAGCCCAAAUCACUCACUCAUACUCAAGCUGCCUCUCUGCCAUAUGUGGCCCUCACAGCCUGGUCUGCCAUAAACAAGAUUGGUGGCCUGAAUGAUAAGAAUUGCACAGGAAAACGUGUUUUAAUCUUGGGUGCUUCAGGCGGAGUUGGUACUUUUGCUAUCCAGGUAAUGAAAGCGUGGGAUGCUCAUGUGACAGCAGUUUGCUCUCAGGAUGCCAGUGAACUUGUAAGGAAGCUUGGGGCAGAUGAUGUAAUUGAUUACAAAUCCGGAAAUAUGGAAGAGCAGUUGAAAUCUUUAAAGCCGUUUGAUUUUAUCCUCGACAGUGUUGGUGGAUCCACCGAAACGUGGGCUCUAAGUUGUCUCAAGAAGUGGUCAGGAGCCACGUAUGUGACUUUGGUGACUCCUUUCCUCCUGAACAUGGACCGGUUGGGCAUAGCGGAUGGCAUGUUGCAGACAGGCGUCACCGUGGGCUCUAAGACGGUGAAGCAUUUCUGGCAAGGAGUCCACUAUCGCUGGGCUUUUUUCAUGGCCAGUGGUCCAUAUCUAGAUGACAUUGCAGAACUGGUGGAUGCGGGAAAGAUUCAGCCAGUUAUUGAGAAAACCUUUCCAUUUUCUAAAGUUCCAGAAGCCUUCCUGAAGGUAGAAAGAGGACACGCACGAGGAAAGACCGUCGUCAGUGUCGUUUAAAUAAACACUCAGUUUGGUG